GAAACUUAUUUUAACCAUUAUAGAAAGCUAAGUAUGGUAAGAUAUUAUAUUGGAGUGGAUGUCGGUAGUCACAGUGUACGAGCAGGGUUGGUUGAUAAUGAUGGGACGUUCAUAGCAACAGCUGAAGAGGGAAUUACUGUGGUGGAACCAAAAACAAAUCAAUACAUUCAAUCUUCAGAUGAAAUUUGGCGCAAAUGUUGUUCUGUUAUUAAGUCAGUUGUAAAGAAUGUUGAUCCAUCAAAUGUUCAAGGCAUUGGUUUUGAUGCAACAUGCUCAUUGGUUGUGCUUGAUCAUGAUUUCAAACCUGUUCCUUUAACCAAUGCAAAAAGCAACAAUGAUGACUUUAACAUAAUAAUGUGGAUGGAUCACAGAGCUAAAGAAGAAGCUGACUUUAUCAACUCCACAAAUCAUGAAGUGCUGAAGUUCGUUGGAGGGAAAAUAUCAUUAGAAAUGCAACCUCCAAAACUGCUAUGGAUUAAAAAGAAUCAACCAGAAUGCUGGACAAAAGCUCACCACUUUUUUGAUCUGUCUGAUUUUUUGACCUUCAAAUGCACAAAUAGUUUAACCAGAUCUUCAUGUGCUGUUACAUGCAAAUGGUUAUAUUCAAGUGAAUCCGGAUGGAACAAAAGUUUUUGGAAGGAAAUUGGUUUGGAAGAUUUAAAUGACAACAACUUUUCAAAAAUUGGGAAUGUUAUUCUGCCACCUGGAACAGCAAUAAAAGGUGGACUUACGCAAGAAACUGCAUCGAACAUGGGAUUAUUGGCCAACACUGCAGUUGCUGUUGCUAUGUUGGAUGCACAUUGUGGUGGACUUGCAGCAGUGGGAGUUGGUGGCCAUGACUUGAACAACCAACAACUAGAUAUUACUGAGUGUAUGGCACUGAUAUGUGGUACGUCAUCCUGCCAUAUGGGGAUAAGUUCGGCACCAAUAUUUGUACCUGGUGUGUGGGGUCCUUACUAUUCUGCAAUGAUUCCAAAGUUUUGGCUAAAUGAAGGAGGACAAACUGCGUCUGGAAAAUUGAUAGAUCACAUCGUACAAACACAUGUGGCAUUUUCUCAGCUGAAGCAAAUGGCUAAAGAGCGUGGGAAGAAUAUAUAUCACCUUCUUAAUGAUAUUGCAUCUCAACAUGCAUCAGAUUAUGGUGAGCUUGAUGUUGAUGUCAUGACAAGGAAUAUUCACAUCCACCCAGAUCACCAUGGCAACCGAUCACCUUUGGCUGACCCAACAUUGUGUGGAGCGGUGUGUGGAUUAACAUUGGAUACUUCCUUACAACAUCUUGCACUUUUAUAUAUUGCUACUAUGCAAGCUCUUGCUUUUGGGUCACGGCACAUAAUUGAAACAAUGGAAAAACAUGGUCACAAAAUUAAAGCUUUAUUAAUGUGUGGUGGUUUAAGUAAAAAUGAACUUUUUGUAAAAAUUCAUGCAAAUGUUCUAGAAAGGCCUGUGGUUUUAGGCAAGGAGAGUGAAACUAUGUUGCUUGGUGGUUGCAUUUUGGCAGCUUGUGCAUCACAUAACUUUCCUUCUAUACAGGAUGCUAUGAAAAGCAUGUGCCACUCCGGCGGUGUUGUUCAUCCAAAUUCAAGACUGCAAGGUUUUUAUCUAAAAAAAUACAAGGUCUUCCUUGCUAUGAUUAAAAAUCAGCAAUUCUACAUGAAAAUUAUGAAUAAAUAAACAUAACAAUUGGUAUCAUUACUUAAUUAUGUUUUAAUUUAUAUCCAGUUAUAUCUCAUUUGUUCAUAUAAUACAAUUAUAAUUUUUGCAAUUGGUAAUUUUAGCGGUGUUGUUGUAAUUCAGUGAUUGUUAUUACGAUAUUGGUGCUUUAAAUGAUGUCUUCAUCCCAGCUUUUUUUAGUUUCUUAAUGGGCAAUGAUCGACAGUGCUACUUUUUACUAAAGUACAUUAUAUAAUAUUUUAAUAUAUUCGCAUGUGCAACGAUAUUUCGUGAUAAAUCAUGGAAGUUCCUAGAUACAACAAAUAAAUACUCAUGUUGCACUACUGCUAUAGAUCCUUUCAAAUACAUCUUAAUUCUCAAAACAUAAAUUAUAUGAUGUGAUUGAGUUUUAAAACUACGUAAUUUGCAUUUACAACUUUUUAGAGUUAAGGACGAAAGCUCUGUUUUAAAAACAUGUAAUAAUUUAAAAAAUUAUGCUGUAAUCGCAAUUGUUGCAAUGUAUUUCUCACGAACUGUACAAUUUAUGAUUCGUCUAUUUCUGUAAAUAAAGUCGUAAUACACGUGGCUUUCCAUUACAA
Ciona intestinalis (vase tunicate) is the source of this 2249-nucleotide messenger RNA. Its product is annotated as FGGY carbohydrate kinase domain-containing protein-like. Gene Ontology annotation, cellular component: cytoplasm. The record is from RefSeq and is a predicted model, not a curated record. NCBI's taxonomy places the organism in Eukaryota, Metazoa, Chordata, Ascidiacea, Phlebobranchia, Cionidae. Gene Ontology annotation, molecular function: D-ribulokinase activity. Gene Ontology annotation, biological process: pentose metabolic process; carbohydrate phosphorylation.